GUGCAAGGCGAGAUUCCACGAGAUGUGGAGGUCAGAAGAAGAAAAUGUAAGUAGGAAGAUGACUGGCAGUCGCCCGCUACAGGUUGAAUCCUCAGGUAUUCCUUCGAAAAAUCGGCCAGCAAGGAUGGUAGAGGAACGCAGGUAGUUUCCUACUGUCUAGCCCCGCUACAAGCUCGACUGACUGCCUGUACGAUGUGGUUAUAGGAGCGGUAAGGGGGAGAGAAUCUAACGGGACCAGCGCGGCGGGUGCGGCCAGCCAUUUCUCGGUCUCUUCCGGUGUAUGCAUCCUUGAUCAGGUGGGACCUGUUCACAGUGGCAUGGGCGAUCUUGAGGUUCUUUGCCGUGCUGGAAAAUAAUUUUGGGACCCACCAUGGCAGUGUUUGCGCCGGGAGGGGGCGCUGUGACGCCCCGAGAACCCGAACACGGGUCCCGUCACCUUUUCCACAAGAAAACCUUCCACAAGCCCACCUACUGCCACCACUGUACCGAACUGCUGUGGGGGGUGUUGGGACAGGGGUAUGUGUGUGAGAUGUGUAACUUCGUCAGCCACGAUAAGUGCAGGCAGGCCAUCGUCACGCCGUGUACGUCCCUGGCGCCGCAGCUCGUCAAACAUCCCGUGGCUCACUGCUGGAGCAACGCCGGCCGACACUUCAAGAAAAAAUUCUGUAACGUCUGUAGAAAAAAGCUGGACGACCUGUGGGCGCUUCGGUGCGAAGUUUGUGAGUACUAUGUGCACGCGGACUGUCAAGAUUUCGCGGUAAGCGACUGCAGACAAUGUGCCGCGUACCAACCGCAGAGGCACGACCUGAUGCUGGCGGUACACACCCACCUAUGGCGGGAAGGGAACCUCGUAGCCGCCGCGAAAUGUGUCGUGUGUAAGAAAAACUGCGGGACCACGGAAUGCCUGGCCAGCAUGAGGUGUGAGUGGUGUGGGGUGAAGGCUCACACCGGCUGCUACAGAUCCAUCCCCGCAGAGUGCAGCUUCGGAGCCCUGCAGAAGUUGAUGUUGCCGCCCGUCUGCGUACACGUACCGUCCGCCGCAGUUGCCGCGGAAACGUUGAUGGGCCAGUUCGGCCGGAAGCGGCAGGUCAAAGUUGACCGGGAUGAGAUGGACUCCGCGGACGCUCGAACCCCAGGAACGCAGGAUGAACAAGGGAAGAGUAAAAUGACUGUCAAAGUGUAUGACGGGAGUGCCUCCUUGAAGCGUAACUGUUUCCGCACAGUGACGGUUUCCCGCGGCGCGUCCCCCGCCGAGGUACUGGAAGCGGCCAUGAAAUCCCACCACAUCGUGGACAACCCCAUCCACUACUACCUCUCGCAGGUAGACCGGGAGAGCCCGGAAACGGAAAAGCCGCUGAACAACAACGAUGACACCUUCCAGCUGAGCGCCAGCGAGGGGAAAGCUCCCGCGGUCUGUCUGAGGUUUGCGAACAAAGGUCACGGAGAGAAGGGCAUGAUCAGGGUUUAUCCGGGGAUGCUGAGAGUAGCCGUGGCGUACAAAACCAUCCCCGUGACCAACACCACGACAGUAGACGAAGCCGUUCAGAUGGCUCUGGAGAAAUUCGGAUUGCGAGAGGAGGUGCCCAGUUACUACUCAUUGGUGGAAGUCUUGAUUGACAAGGGGGUACAGGAGCGGGUGAUGCAGCGUGAUGAGUACCCAUGGCCGCAGCUGGUCGACGCGAGGCAGGGUUCCCUCAGACAGAUGAAACUGACGAGAUUCUACCUCAGGAACUCCUCACACCCGGAGGGACCCGUAGAACUGUUCGUGUACAACCUACCCGUGGGGCUCGCGCCGGGAAAGUACGUCUCCAUCAUGGCGGAACUCCUGGGGAAGAACACGUUCACCACGGUGGGACCCAUCCAUCCGCAGUAUGGCGCCAGCUUUAUGACCUUCUCGUCCGCCGACACCGCUUUACGCGCUCUCUCCAUGCUGAACGAGUCCAUCGUGGACGAGAAACAGAUCUCGGCCAUGCUGCUCCCGCACGUGGAGGCGAACAUGAUCCCUAACACUGUCACCCCCCUCCUCGUGUUCGUGAACACCAAGAGCGGGGGGUGCCAGGGGGUGGAGAUCCUCUCGGCAUUCAGGCACCUACUCAACCCCCAUCAAGUGUUCGACCUGGACCAGGGGGGUCCACUACCAGGCCUCCUAACGUUCCGCAACGUCAGGAAGUACCGGAUUCUGAUCUGCGGCGGAGACGGGUCGGUGGGGUGGGUUUUAUCGUGUCUGGACGGGAUCUCAAAGGACCUGACCUGCAGCACGCCUCCCACCGCCAUCCUGCCCAUCGGAACGGGGAACGACCUCGCCCGCGUGCUGGGCUGGGGAGCGGGAUACACGGGGAACGACGACCCCCUCUCCCUGCUGAUACAAGCGCGCGACGCAGACAACUCCAAGUUCGACCGCUGGACAAUCCUGUUUGAACCAAACGAGGUGGAAGAGAAGAGUACAGAAAGUGCUAUGUCAUCCACAGGUGCAGCCAGCGGUCCACGUGACGAGCCCAACGUCUGCAUCAUGAACAACUACUUCGGUGUGGGGAUCGACGCGGACCUGUGUCUGGGCUUCCAUCUCGCUCGCGAGGAGAACCCGGAAAAGUUCACCAGCCGCUUCCACAACAAGGGCGUGUACGUGAAGCUGAGCCUGCGCAAAAUGAUGGGCAGGAAGUCGUGUAAGGAUCUACAGAGACAGAUUGAGCUGGAGGUGGAUGGCCAGGUCGUCGACCUCCCGACGUGCGAGGGGAUCGUCUUCCUGAACAUACGCAGCUGGGGGUCGGGGUGCGACCCGUGGGGCGGGGAAGCGUCGGACGCCUUCAGCCCGCCGUCGUACAACGACGGCACGCUCGAGGUCGUCGGGUUGACGGGGGUGGUGCAUCUCGGUCAGAUUCAGGGCGGAAUUCGCGGUGCAAUACGCGUGGCGCAGGGGCAGAGUAUCAAGCUCACCCUGAAGAACGACAUUCCAGUGCAGAUCGACGGCGAGCCGUGGCUGCAGCCCGCCGGCCAGGUCAUCAUCAUGCCUUCCGCCAUCCAGGCGAACAUGCUCCGCCGGCGCAAGACGAAAGUGCAGCGCCGCAACACGGAACCCAGCCUGUUCCGUCCGACGGGAGAGCUGAACAAGGCGCUCGGGCAGCACAUCGACUCGACCGCGAGCUGGCUGGUUGGCUCGGAGGUCUCCCCGGCCGCGGACACGAGUAGCGAACCACGUUCAUGAACACUAGUUCCACUAGACCAGACAUUGCCAUGUAUUAUAUAUAGUCUACUAGAAGAGAGUGACUCCAUGUAGUUAAGUCCAUUCCAGAUAUCUGUACACUACAUCACUUGAGUCUUCAUAACCAAAAGAAGUUGUCAGAUAAUAUAUAAUUUCCAAGGGAACUGUAACAAUUAGCAGAAAGAUAUAGCUUCAUAUUGUUACCAUUUCAGGUCCAUUUUAAUU
Molecule: messenger RNA, 3424 nt
Organism: Branchiostoma floridae (Florida lancelet)
Lineage: Eukaryota; Metazoa; Chordata; Leptocardii; Amphioxiformes; Branchiostomatidae
Product: diacylglycerol kinase theta-like
Exons: 2
Coding region: 371-3202 (943 amino acids)
Biological process (GO): diacylglycerol metabolic process; intracellular signal transduction; lipid phosphorylation
Molecular function (GO): ATP-dependent diacylglycerol kinase activity
Source: RefSeq, a predicted model, not a curated record